Molecule: messenger RNA, 2272 nt
Organism: Lasiosphaeria miniovina
Lineage: Eukaryota; Fungi; Ascomycota; Sordariomycetes; Sordariales; Lasiosphaeriaceae
Product: Delta(24(24(1)))-sterol reductase like protein
Exons: 3
Coding region: 329-2014 (561 amino acids)
Biological process (GO): ergosterol biosynthetic process
Cellular component (GO): endoplasmic reticulum membrane
Molecular function (GO): Delta24(24-1) sterol reductase activity
Source: RefSeq, a predicted model, not a curated record
CGUCUUCCGGGGUAUUUUCACUUGGAAUUGAGCCCCGGGCCAAGACGCCACGUCCCUGCCGAUUCGAACAAGUGACGCUGGAAUUUCCCUUUCUUCCCUUCACACACUCUCUCGCUUUGCUUCUUUUUUUCUUUUGCUUUCCGGCAAUCCAUACCGCUACCGGGAGCGCUUAUUUCCCCUCGCGCUUUUCCCCUUAUGUCUUGAGGACCCAAGGGACCGGCCUCGCUCCUUUCCUCCCUGCACUUGCAGGUGUCUGUGUCCGGCAUCCCAAUUCCCAACUCGCCCGUACUACAAAAGACGACGCGCCUGUCGCGACUGCCAUUGAACUAUGGCUACCAGAUAUUCGUUACGGCAAUCCCCGCGGAAAAAGGAGCUCUUCGAUGGCAUGGUGGAGACCCCGAGCCGCAGGAAAAGUUCACGCCGCAUAUCCCAGUUCCCCCUUGAUUCGGACGGAGAAUCCAGCUCGGCUGCCGAGACGACAACAUACACAAUGGGAAACACAAAGUCGUUGCGCACGCGGCGCACCGCCAAGUUUGUCGAGCAUAUCGACGAACUGACACCCCCCGAGACCCCCGUGGAUUCAGACGCGAAGUCACUGCCCGACUUUUCUGUCGGCACAAAGGCCGCCAGCCUCACAGUCGACGAGAAGGUUGUCGACGCUAAGAAAGCUGCCGUUGACCACAAGAUUGACUCGUCGGGAGAGUAUGAGUUCGGCGGCCCGUGGUUCAUCUCUGUCAUCAUGCUCGGCUUCCCCAUCAUCAUGUGGUACAUGUGGAUUGGCGCUACUCAAUAUGGCGGCGCCCUCCCCCUUCCCCAGGCCGGCCAGAGCUUGCCUGAGUUCGCCAACCAUCUCGCAAAUAUCGUCUACACGAAAGCCUUUCCGCACACCAAAGCUUGGUUGAUGUACUGGAUCUUUUUCGUCUUCGAGGGCGCCAUGUACUGCCUUAUGCCUGGCGUCUCAGGAUACGGCAAGCCGCUCCACCACCUCGGCGGCAAGCAGUUGCCUUACCACUGCUCAGCCUACACGUCCUUCUACACGACCAUCGCCAUAGCGGCAGCCCUGCACAUCAGCGGCGUCUUCCCGCUCUACACCAUUAUUGACGAAUUCGGCCCUCUGCUCUCGGUUGCCAUCCUCUCUGGCUGGAUUGUCAGUAUCAUAGCCUACGCAUCGGCGUUCGCGCGCGGCGCUACCCAUCGCAUGUCGGGCAACCACAUUUACGACUUCUUCAUGGGCGCUGAGCUAAAUCCACGCAUGUUUGGCGUCCUCGACUUCAAGAUGUUCUUCGAGGUGCGCCUGCCCUGGUACAUCCUGUUCAUGCUUUCGACGGCCACUGCCGCCCGCCAGUACGAACGUUACGGCUAUGUCUCGGGCGAGGUGUGCUUCCUGUUGAUGGCGCACUACCUGUACGCAAACGCGUGCUCCAAGGGCGAAGAGCUUAUCAUCACGACCUGGGACAUGUACUACGAGAAGUGGGGCUUCAUGCUCAUCUUCUGGAACUUGGCUGGAGUGCCCUUGUCUUACUGCCACUGCAUCCUGUAUCUUGCCAACCACGAGCCCGAGGAGUAUCGCUGGGGCCGCCUGCCCCUCGCCGCUCUCUUCGCCAGUUAUAUCUUUGUCUACUGGGUAUGGGAUAGCUGCAACAGCCAGAAGAACCGCUUCCGCGCCAUGGAGCGCGGCACUAUGAUCAAGCGCAACACAUUUCCCCAGGUGCCCUGGCAGACAAUCCACAACCCCAAGACUAUCGACACCGCCACGGGUGACAAGAUCCUGGUCGAUGGCUGGUACGGUCUUGCCCGCAAGGUCCACUACACCUGCGAUGCGUUUUUUGCCAUCACUUGGGGUCUGGUUACAGGCUUCAACAGCCCCUUUCCCUGGUUCUACCCCGUAUUUUUUGUCACCAUGAUUCUUCAUCGCGCGUGGCGCGACACUCACCGCUGCCGUCAAAAGUACGGCGACGCGUGGCGCCAGUACGAGAAGGAGGUUCCGUACCUCUUCAUUCCCUAUGUCAUUUAAACCAUCAGGUGGGGUGAUAAUCCGAAACGCGAAGCAUGUCUGGAAUGAGCGAGCAAAACUGGAUAGUAACAACGGCUUGAGAGGGGAUGAAAAGGCAGCCUGUGUGACGGCUCCGCAUGCAGAACUUUUGCACUAGUUUCUUUUUUCCUUUUUCGUCGACGAUAACUGCUACUAAUCAUGCUAAUAUUUUUGCAUCUUUUUCUAUCUGUAUCUAUAUUUAAACCCUUAUAUAUAUGAAUGCUUUAUCUAAUCCUUUUC